Messenger RNA from Plectropomus leopardus (leopard coralgrouper), 2654 nucleotides. It is a transcript of the gene mysm1, whose product is annotated as Myb-like, SWIRM and MPN domains 1. The record is from RefSeq and is a predicted model, not a curated record. NCBI's taxonomy places the organism in Eukaryota, Metazoa, Chordata, Actinopteri, Perciformes, Serranidae. Gene Ontology annotation, molecular function: metallopeptidase activity; protein binding.
CCAACAACAUGGAGGACGAGGUGGAUGUUGAUAUCGAGGGAGAUGAGUUUGACAGCAACAUAAGUGAGCUGGAUGCAGGAGGUUUAGUCCAGGAGCAGCGGUUCAUGCAGUCUGCAUGGAAGAGCAGCGCGGGGAUACUGCCGUGGGAGCUGGACAGCUCCAUCAGCCCAGAGAACAGAGAGGUGAUAGAGAGGAUGCUGCUGGAGGAACAAUACUACCUGACAGGUGACGGGAUUCCUAACCAUAUUUGGGAAAGUGGCACUAAAAAUGAGCCCAAAGUGAAGAAGUCUCCAGCCAAGACGUCAGCCUCUGGCUCGUCCUCUCGUUGGUCCAAACAGGAGAAAGAGCUGUUUGAGGAAGGACUGGCUCAGUUCGGUCGAAGGUGGACUAAGAUUGCCAAGUUGGUGGGCAGCCGUUCUGUUCUUCAGGUCAAGAGUUACGCCAGACAGUAUUUCAAACACAAGGCUAAAUCAGAACCCAGAGCUGCAGCUCCCUCUGCAGGUCCUGCGCUGCAUCUGCAGCCUCCUCAGCCUACCUCCAGUCAUGCGUCCACUCUGACAAACACUGUCCGCAUAGAGAAGCUCUCUGAUGAAGAGGACGAGGAGGUGGACAUCACUGACGACCUCAGCGAUGAUGACGACAAACCAAAAAUCAAAUCUGAGCUCUGUGAGCCAGAACAGCUAACGGGCGCUGAGAUACAGACAGACGCAGAGCAGAAAGAAGACGGUCUUACUGAGACAAAGGACCAACCCAGCCACACCUCGCUGUCUCCACAAAGUCCUCAACCUGCGUCUUCCCCCCCCUCCUCAGAGAAGACUGGUGUGAGUGGGUUAGAUGAGAAAGACAGUGAAACAGUAUCACUACCUCCAAAAUCUUGGACAAACUCGGAGGAAAUGACUCAUGACAAUGAAGGCCAGAGCUCCCAGUCUGAAACUUCAGCACAGACUGGUCGACUGGAAGACACUAGUGACGGCACAGAUGCUGCUGAUAAGACGGAGCAAAGUCCAGCUGAUAGACCAGAGGACGACCAGGAGGAGGAGGAGGACGAGGAGGAGGAGGAGUUAAAGGCACCUGAGCAAGAAAUGGAGAUGGACAUGGAGACCAUCACGGAGGACGAGAAACAAGCUAUCUCAGAGUUCUUUGAGGGACGACCAUCCAAGACCCCUGAGAGAUACCUCAAGAUCCGAAACUACAUCCUGGAUCAAUGGUUGAAGAGCAAACCCAAGUACCUCAACAAGACAUCGGUGCGCCCUGGACUGAAGAACUGCGGAGACGUCAACUGCAUCGGGAGAAUACACACCUACCUGGAGCUCAUUGGAGCCAUCAACUUUAACUGCGAGCAAGCGGUUUAUAAUCGCCCAAAGGUGGUGGACCGCUCCAAGAAUAAGGAGGGCAAAGAUGUGCUUGAGGCUUACCAGCUCGCCCAGAGACUGCAGAGCAUGCGGACCAGGAAGCGCCGUGUGCGGGACAUAUGGGGAAACUGGUGUGACUCUAAAGAUUUGGAGGGACAGACGUAUGAGCAUCUCAGUGCCGAGGAGCUCGCUCUGCGGAGAGAAGAGAUGAAGAAGCAGCCUAAACCCUGCAAGAUCUCCAGAUUCAGAGGGUCUUUUGAUCCGUUCCAGCUGAUUCCCUGCAGGUCUUUUGGAGAGGAUGUACAGGAACCAUUCCGGGUUGUUGUGUGUGCAGAGACUCUCCUCAUAAUGGAUAUGCACGCCCACGUGUCUCGGGGGGAAGUCAUCGGCCUGCUCGGUGGAACUUUUAGUGGGGAGAGAGUGUUAAAGAUCUGUGCAGCAGAGCCAUGCAACAGUGUGAGCACAGGCCUGCAGUGUGAGAUGGACCCGCUGUCUCAGACACAGGCCUGUGACGUGCUGUCGUCCCUGGGCUUCAGUGUGGGCUGGUACCACUCACAUCCCACCUUCCACCCCAACCCUUCGGUACGGGACAUAAACACACAGGACCAGUUCCAGAGUUAUUUCUCACGCGGCGGAGCCCCGUUCAUCGGGAUGAUAGUGAGCCCGUAUGACCCAGCUAACCCCUCCCCCCUCCACUCCCAAACUACCUGCUUGUUGGUGAAAGAGAGCCAGGAGCCUUCAGGCCCACAGAAGCUGCCCUUCAGAUUCGACUUCCUGUCAUCACAAGACGUUCCAGACUGGGAACAGACGUCGAGGAGAGCUCAGUGGAUCAUCCACAAAUACAGUCAAACACCGGGGAGUGUGCAGAUGGACAGAUUCUUCCGGAAAGACUCCCAUCUCACCUGUCUGGAGAAGAUGCUGUCGUCUCUGGCGAGGUACCUGGAGCCCCUCCCAGAAGAAGAGGGAGACCCCUUCCUCACCGAGAUCCAGGCGCUCUUCCAGUCCGACUUCAUUGCCAAGCAGCAAUCAUGUGACCAGGAAGAAGGGGAAUCUUUAAAUAUCUCAUCCAGACCAGUGGACUCAGAUGACUUUGCUUUUGAUCAGCUGAUCAGUGAGGAGAGGCCUCAGGAGGAAGGAAGAGUCUCUGAUCCGGAUUCUGGCAGAACUUCAGACGGCAGAGUUCAGCCUCCCACACAGACCACAGACACGACCUCAGAGACUGUGUUACAUCUGGGCUCCGUGCUGUCGACUGAACAUGACUAUUUACUGUGAUGGACCACAUGUCUGAUUGUACUUAAUGCA